GACGGUUGGCAGCUGGAGGCAGAAACCCUUUUGCUGAUCCCGUGCCAAGCCCGGGCAUGGCCAGGUCCUCCUGGGUGACUCCAGCCUUUGUGACAUCCCCACCGCCCUCCCCUAACGCAGCUGCACACGCUGCGUCCCACAGCCAACACCAUGAGGUGCCCGGUGCCCACAGGAUUUAUCCCUUCUCCAGCCACCCAAGGGCACGGAUGGCACUUUUUGCCCCACCUCGCUUCUGCCACGCCGUGUCCUCGUUGCCCUACUGCACGGAGCACAUCUGCGGGUGCUGCCCCUUGGCCCCCCCCCCCCCACUCCUGCGUGCCCCCCCUUGCUGGGGACCCCCCCGGCGCUGCCGUCCCCUCCUCCCCCGGCUCCAGCAGCGAGGAAGAGGCAGUGCUGAGCCGGAUAUGCUGCGGCUCCCCGCAUCCCUCCCCGGCAGAGCACGGUGACGCCGCGGCGGUCGCCACCACGGAGAGGACGCAGGACCCCCCCCUGGGCCCCCCGUGCCCCUUCGAGGGGGCGGCCUGGCCCCCCCGUCCCUCCCAGGGCCCCCCCCAGGGCUGCUUUGCCUGCAUCGCCAAGCCCCCGGCCCUCCGGCAGGCAUCCCCCGUCCUGUCCCCUUCGUCCGCCGCGCAGCUGAUGGAGAGCAAGGGCUGCAAAGGGGACAGCCUGCGGCCGGCGGUCCCGUGCAAGCACUCGGUGGAGAAGAAGACCAUGACCAACCCCGCCACCGUCAUCGAGAUCUACCCCGACACCACCGAGGUCAACGACUACUAUCUCUGGUCCAUCUUCAACUUCGUGUACCUCAACUUCUGCUGCCUCGGCUUCAUCGCCCUGGCCUAUUCGCUCAAAGUCCGGGAUAAGAAGCUCCUCAACGACUUAAACGGGGCAGUGGAAGAUGCCAAGACUGCCCGGCUUUUUAACAUCACCAGCUCAGCCCUCGCCACCUUCUGCAUCAUCCUCAUCUUCAUCUUCCUGCGGUACCCCCUCACCGACUACUAGCGCCAGGCCAGCAGCAGCGGCCGCCGCCAGGAUGCCUCUAUGCCAGAAGUGUCUGCAGUUGUUUCCUGUAGCAAGGACGCAAAAAAAUUAAAACAACUCCACCUUGAUUUAAAAAGAAAAAAAGAAAAAAAAAAGUAAACACAUAAAUAAAAGUUAAAUGAGUUUAUCAGCCCAGCUGAGCCUACUCUUCCUGGCCGUAGACAGUAUUUGGGCUGCUGUAGGAAAGGGUCUCACUUGUACAGUGGUGCAGGGAGGAAGGCAGACCGAGAAAAGCUUAUUUUAUGGCAAAUAAAGCUGUGUGGCAGGGCACACGGAGCUGAGGGCUGAGUGUGACUCGCAGCUGCAAGUAUGGCCCGGGGGUCUGUGGGGUGCAGCUGGGGCUGGGGACACGGCUGGGGUGCGAGGUGGUGGGAGGAAGGCGACGUGCCUGAGAACCUGAGGCCAGCAGGAUGGCAAGGCUCAGAGCACGUGAGGAGUGCUCAGGCUGCCCACCACUCCUCCACGUACCUUUUAUUUCCCUUUUCUGAUGCAGUUUUGUUGAAUUUCACCUGCCGGUUGAAAUAACUUACUGUCCCUGGAGAGCCCCAAAGCCUCUAGAUGAACCCCAGUGUGUUAAAGGGCAGGUUUCUCCUUGGGCCGGCCCAGCAGUGCCGAGAUGGAAGGCACCUUCGGGGAAGUCGCACACCCCCUAAACCGAGUGCUGCUGUAUUUCUGUAAGACGGUCAAUAAAGAUACCUCCAAUGUC
This is a messenger RNA of Oxyura jamaicensis (ruddy duck), 1744 nucleotides long. It is a transcript of the gene IFITM10, whose product is annotated as interferon induced transmembrane protein 10. The record is from RefSeq and is a predicted model, not a curated record. Gene Ontology annotation, cellular component: plasma membrane. The transcript is spliced from 3 exons. NCBI's taxonomy places the organism in Eukaryota, Metazoa, Chordata, Aves, Anseriformes, Anatidae. Bases 151 to 999 code for a protein of 282 amino acids.